AGGAAUUAUCAUAAAAAAAAAAAAACUCAAUGCCGUCAAAGCGGCAGUGAAAUUUGGAGUUAUGGGUUUCUUCUCAUCUUCAUUCCUCUUUUCCUCCCCUAUUCUUCCCUUCACCCACUUCUUCUUCCCAUAAAUUUUCCUUUCUCUGAAUCCCUUUCACCAUGUUUAGGCUCUGGAAAUGGUAUCAGAACUGUCUCACCUUCCAUCCAGUCAAGACCCAAGUCAUCAGUUCCGGCUUUUUAUGGGGUACUGGCGACAUUGCAGCUCAGUACAUUACUCACUCCGCCGCUAAAACCCAUCUUCCAACUUCUUCAGAUGCUGUAGAAGAGUUCAAAAUCAACUGGAAACGUGUUGGAAUCACAAGCAUGUUUGGAUUCGGUUUUGUUGGACCAGUCGGCCACAUGUGGUAUGAAGGCUUGGACAGAUUUAUAAGGCUAAAACUUCAGCUACAGCCAAAAUCAGCCAAAUUUGUUGGGGCAAAACUGGCAAUGGAUGGUCUAAUCUUUGGCCCAAUCGAUUUAGUCUUCUUCUUCAGUUAUAUGGGAUUUGCCAACGGUAAAGACGUUGCUGAAGUGAAAGAAGACUUGAAGAGGGACGUCCUCCCCGCAUUCAUCUUGUCAGGUACGGUGUGGCCGAUCAUUCAGGUUGCAAACUUCCGAUACGUGCCAGUGAGGUACCAACUCCUCUAUGUUAAUAUGUUCUGCUUGUUGGACAGUGCUUUUUUGUCAUGGUUUGAGCAACAAAAUGAUGCUCCUUGGAAGCAAUGGUUUACUUCUUUUAAUCCUUUUAAAGAAAGAUAAGAGAUUUUGAGACCUAUCUUCCCAAUCUCAGCCUUUCUUUUUCCCUUUUUUUCGAUUCAUCACAUUGGACUGAGGAAUAUGCUGAUUUGUUCCCUUUAUAAUAGACUGUGAAGAUAUUUCUAAGCCACAUUUGUGCAAUCUCUUUUGUGUGUUUCAAUCAA
Messenger RNA from Cucumis melo (muskmelon), 961 nucleotides. RefSeq lists its product as uncharacterized. NCBI's taxonomy places the organism in Eukaryota, Viridiplantae, Streptophyta, Magnoliopsida, Cucurbitales, Cucurbitaceae. The transcript is spliced from 3 exons. Bases 162 to 800 code for a protein of 212 amino acids. The record is from RefSeq and is a predicted model, not a curated record. Gene Ontology annotation, cellular component: membrane; cytoplasm.